ACAAUGGCAACAUAAGAGUCAAAGAGGUACUGGGAUCUGAAAGUGCUACGUUCCUGCAAGUACAAAUAUGUGUGGAAAAUCGGAGACUUUAUAACGUCUGCCAAGUUUUAGAUAUAACAAUAUACCACACAUCCCUUACGAGCAUACCUAUUCUCACGAAGCUUCACGCGAACACGGACAUAGAAAAACUGAUCUGGAGCGUUACCGCUACCAUUGAUAUCACCUUCACAUGCAAUACCACAUUCACCUGCGCAGAAUCACAUGAUAGCGACUUGUGUAUAGUAACAGACAGCUCAGACUUGUAUUAUGGAACGCAAAGAGGCAUCAUUUUCGAUGUAAAGAAAAAGGAAUGUACGGACAAACUGUGUGCGUCCUGCAAGAUAGCAAACUUCUGCACCAACGAAAAUGAAACAUAUUUUUACAUGGUUGACUGUGAAAAAGACAACACGAACACCUGGGCUGACUUCACAACAGGACAUGCUGUCGACACUAAAUCUGUGUUCUUCUAUGCUGAUAAAGACCCGCCUUUUCACUUGAGGUUUGGCAACCACACGUAUAUCGGCAUGAGUGUAAAGGGUACGGGACAAAAUGUCAACAAGGUUGAUUCCAACCCGAUCGAUGAACUGGAUGACAACGACAAGAAUAGGUACUAUAUCGGUGACGCCAAAGAGACACGAACCUGGUUAGAAAUCAAUGCAGAUGAUGGCCACAUCAGAGUCAGCGCCCCUCUUGACUCGGAAACUGCGAAGUUGAUGUUUGUACAGAUAUGUGUUGAAAACAGAAGACUUUAUACGGUGUGCCAAGUGUUAGAAAUAACAAUAUAUCACAGUUUCUUCACGAGCUGGGCAAGUAUCGCGAGGCUUCACGAGAACACGGACCGUGAAAAGCUGAUCUGGAGGGUCACAGCCACCAUCGAUAUUACGUUCACUUGUAAUACAACGUUCACCUGCGCGGAAACGCACGACAGCGACAAAUUUACAUUAAACGAUCCCAAUAACCUUUAUUAUGGAAAUCACACCGGUAUCAGAUUUGACAUACUAAAACGGAAAUGUGAGGAAGAACUCUGUGAGCCUUGUUACAUCGCCAAAUUCUGCACCAACGAAAAUGAAAUUCAUCCAUAUACGAUUGACUGUGAAAAGGCAAACACAGAUACUUGGGUCGACUUCACAACAGGGCAUGCCGUGAACACAUCGUCGGUGUAUUUUUACACUGACGUACAUCCGCCGUUUCACUAUAUCAAUGGCACACACGUGGUCGUUCUUAAAAACGAUUCUGCUCCAAACGUCACAGUGAUCAAUAUUAUAAUAUCGGAUCCGGUGAACGAAGAUGAUGACAACGACAAGAUUUUCUACUAUACCGAAAUACCUCCUAGACCAUCCUGGAUCCACCACAAUAUACUUUUUGAACUUGAUAAUACAUCUGGUGUGAUUUAUUUGGUCAAGCCACUCGAUUUGGAGUUUUCCUACACCUUCAAUAUGACCACGUGUGUCCAUAACCGUCGGAAAUUUAUCAACUGCAGCAACUUUGACAUAACCCUGUGGUCAUGCUACCAAACGCCAAACUGCUCAAAUCAAGUCAUUCUGGACUUGAAUGAUACGCACGGAAUUGAUCCACAUUCCAGCAACGAUUCUCUGUUUAUGAUGAUAUAUCCAUCUCCUUCGUAUCACUUUCCAAAUUUUCGAGGAAACUGGUCCAAUCUAACAUGGACUCUUGAUAAAGGUACUUUUGGAGAAGCGACAAUUAAUCCUCUAACAGGUGAGAUAUAUUUGACGAGGAACAUCAGUAUAUGGCCCGCGUGGCCAAACAAGACCUACAACAUGACAGUGACUGUGGACAACUCGGAAUCGUGCUACACCACCACGUGUGAAAUGGACGUCACAAUUUGGUACACGAACUGGAAACCUAGUAUAACAACCUUACCAAACGAAACCAGUUUACACGAGGAUAGGGACGAAGAAAUAUGGCUGCACAAUCUCGAAGUGUACGACUACAAUUACGACAGGUCUUCUGAUAACCACACUCUCGAAGACAACAUAACAUGCUGGAUUGAUUACGUCCAUGAUGAGUGGGGUGAAAAUGACACGGAACUAUUCGACCUCCGUCAGGAAGAUCCAAGCAAUCUUUUUAGAUGGAACUCUUACAAGCUUUACAAGAAAGCAUGUAAUAUAAGCACCUCCCCAUAUACUCCGCCUUGUGGUUAUCUCCGAGAAAACUUUACCUGUCCAAAGCACCAUGGGUGUAUGACACACAACGUGACCCAGAAAUAUGAUGUAUCCAUUAUCUGUCAGGAUGGCUACGGUGCCCAAGAUAACCGGAACUUCACAUUUCAUGUCCUCCACAACGAGGCUCCAAGAUAUCUAAAUUUACCUAAAACAAUAACACUGGAUCUAAGGAAAGGCAGCGAGCAUGACAUUAUAUUUUCGACAAUGUACAUCGACAAAGAAAACGAAAACCUUACAUUCAACUACCAUUUCUAUGAACACGAUUCCAAGGAAAAUGUGACCUACUUCAAAGGGGAUUCUAGCGGCAACUAUUACAAUCAGCUUGGAAACAUCUCAUUGACAACCUUUACCUACGAUACACCUAAGAAUACGACCUACCGAAUACAGAUAUGUGGUCACGAGAGAAGAAACGAGAUCUGCGAAAUCUUAACCGUGGAACUCAAAGAUUAUUGCGGCCCAACACCAGAGUGUAGAAGCGCGACACUAAAUGUGACUACAGAAUUGGAUCCUUACCAUGAGAUAUUUGAUGUAAACGCUCUUGUAUACAAUGCAACCGCGUUUACUGGAUUGGAAUACUCCCUUGCUACUAGACACCUUUACUUAUUUAAUAUCGAUAGCUUAGGUGUCAUCACCACAACGGCGACGCUACCAGCCAGCUAUCCGUACACCACAUACGUGCUGAACGCGUUCGUUAACGACAUAAAUUCCUGUAGCUCUUACUCCGUAUGUCCGCUGUUCCUGAACGUAAAAUACAUCAACUACCCUUUAACGAUAAAUAAUCUUAAGACGAUAAAGAAUCCUAAGACGGCUGAAGUUCAUAUUCAUGAAGACGAAGACACCUCUCUAGCGUUAUUUACCAUAGAAACGGAGGAUCGUAAUGUCGACGAUGACGUUAUUUGCGCAAUCAUAAAUCCAGACGACAACAAGCCAUUUUAUAUGAAAGAAACAUUCACUGGCUCCAAUGUUUUCGUCAUUAAGAACCACGUCGCAGAAACGGAUCAAGAGCGCAAACUUUCUGCAGCCAAGUUGGUGUACCACAUCGAAAUCAGUUGUAAUGACAGUCUUGGAGAGGGAGAUAGUGGUGAACUGAUAGUUAAUGUCACAGAAAACAAAGGACCAAGGCUGAAAGCUUUUAUCCAUAAUGGUAAAUUCGUUUUGACGUAA
Dreissena polymorpha is the source of this 3386-nucleotide messenger RNA. RefSeq lists its product as uncharacterized. NCBI's taxonomy places the organism in Eukaryota, Metazoa, Mollusca, Bivalvia, Myida, Dreissenidae. The transcript has 21 exons. Gene Ontology annotation, cellular component: membrane. The record is from RefSeq and is a predicted model, not a curated record. Bases 423 to 3386 code for a protein of 987 amino acids. Gene Ontology annotation, molecular function: calcium ion binding.